Messenger RNA from Apis cerana (Asiatic honeybee), 2683 nucleotides. RefSeq lists its product as uncharacterized. NCBI's taxonomy places the organism in Eukaryota, Metazoa, Arthropoda, Insecta, Hymenoptera, Apidae. Gene Ontology annotation, molecular function: olfactory receptor activity; odorant binding. Gene Ontology annotation, cellular component: plasma membrane. The record is from RefSeq and is a predicted model, not a curated record. Gene Ontology annotation, biological process: sensory perception of smell; detection of chemical stimulus involved in sensory perception of smell.
AGUAUGCACGUGGUGAAGUUCAUACUAUACAUUCAUAGAAAACAAUGCGCGCUUGCGUUCUAACAAUAUCGUAUUGAAAGUUUCUACAUUGUCGACCAGUCGACAGUGAACACUGGAGCUGUCACUAUGGUUGAUCGAUCAUAUAAUAACAGUCGGUCAAAAAAUAUUCAUUACGAGAACGACAUACAUUACACUUUACAGAUGUGUCAAUGGUUAUUGAAACCUAUCGGAGUGUGGCCUUUCGUUUACGAUCGAACUAGCAGACUUGAGCAGCUUAUUUCCAUCAUUCUAAUGGCUAUGUGCUUCUCCAGUUUAUUAUUCAUCAUUCUACCGUCCGGCCAUCAUAUUUUUUUCGUAGAAAAAGAUAUGCACCUCAAGGUAAAAUUGCUCGGUCCAGUUGGAUUCUGUUUAUCAUCCACAAUUAAAUAUUGCUAUCUUGGCAUGAAAGGUGUAUUUUUUGAACAAUGUAUCAAACAUGUUGAAAAAGAUUGGAAAAUGGUACAAGAUCCAAGUUAUCGAAUAAUCAUGUUAAAAUAUGCCACUAUCAGCAGAAAACUCAUAAUUAUGUGUGCCGUUUUUUUAUAUACUGGUGGAAUGUCAUAUCAUACUGUAAUGCAAUUUUUGUCAAAAGAGAAAGUUAAUAAUAAUUACACAUUUAAACCAUUGACUUAUCUAGGCUACGAUCCAUUUUUCGAUACUCAAUCUAGUCCUACGUAUGAAAUCAUAUUUUGCAUGCAUUGCUUCGCCGCCAUGAUCAUGUAUAGCGUCACAACGGUUGCAUAUAGUUUAGCGGCGAUUUUUGUCACUCAUAUUUGUGGACAAAUUCAAAUACAAACAACAAGAUUACAGAAUUUAGUAGAAAACAAGGACAAAAAGAAUAACUGUGAUCCUUUUGCUCUUAUUGUUCAUGAUCAUGUAGAAAUUUUAAGAUUUUCAAAAAAUGUAGAAGAAGCUUUACGUGAAAUAUGUUUGGCAGAAAUUGUUGAAUCUACAAUAAUUAUGUGUUUGCUUGAAUAUUAUUGCAUGACAGAAUGGCAAAAUAACGAUGCAAUUGCAAUAUUAACCUAUUUUACUUUGUUAAUUUCUUUUACAUUUAACAUAUUUAUAUUUUGUUAUAUAGGCGAAAUUCUCUCUGAACAGUGUAGCCAAAUUGGUAUAAUUUCUUAUGAAAUUAAUUGGUACAAAUUGCCUGCUAAAAAAGCUCAUGAUCUUAUUCUAUUAAUUUCCAUAUCGCAAUAUCCUCCAAAACUUACAGCUGGAAAAAUAAUUGAUUUAUCUUUCAACACAUUUAGCUCUGUGGUAAAAACAUCGGUAAUUUAUUUGAAUUUACUUCGAACAUCUGCCGAUCAGUCGACAAUAAGCACUUCAGCUGUCACUAUGUAUGAUCGAUCACACGACAAUAUUAACGGUCAGUUAAAAAAUAGUCAUUACAAAAGUGAUAUACAUUACACAUUACAAAUGUGUCAAUGGUUGUUGAAACCGAUCGGAGUGUGGCCUCUCAUUUACAAUCGAACGAGCAGAUUCGAGCAAUUGAUUUCUAUUAUUCUAAUGGGCACGUGCUUCUCUAGCCUGUUAUUCAUCAUCUUACCAUCUGGUCAUCAUAUCCUUUUCGUAGAAAAAAAUUUGCACAUGAAAGUGAAAGCAUUCGGUCCAGCUGGAUUUUGUUUAUCAUCCACAAUUAAAUAUUGCUAUCUUGGCCUAAAAGGAUCCUCAUUUGAAAGGUGCAUCGAACAUAUGAGAAAAGACUGGAUGAUGGUGCAAGAUCCAAAUCAUCGAACGAUCAUGCUAAAAUAUGCAACGAUUAGCAGGAAACUUAUCACCAUGUGUGCCGUCUUUUUAUAUACAGGAGGAAUGUCAUAUCAUACGAUAAUGCAAUUUUUGUCGAAAGGAAAGAAUAAAGACAAUUAUACGAUCAGACCAUUACCUUAUAUUGGCUACGAUCCAUUUUUCGAUACACAAUCUAGUCCUACAUACGAAAUUGUGUAUUGUAUACAUUGCUUCACAGCGAUGAUCAUGUAUAGUGUCUCAACAGUUGCAUAUAGUUUAGCAACGAUUUUUGUUACACAUAUAUGCGGACAAAUUCAAGUACAAAUAGCAAGAUUACAAGAUUUAGUCGAGAGUAAGGAAAAGAGAAAAUAUGAAGAUUGUGAUCCUUUUGCUCUUAUUGUGCACGACCAUGUAGAAGUAUUAAGAUUUUCAAACAAUAUAGAGGAAGCUUUACGAGAGAUAUGCUUUACAGAAAUUAUAGAGUGUACGAUAGAUAUGUGUAUGCUUGAAUAUUAUUGCAUAAUGGAAUGGUCAGUAGGCGAUACAAUUACGCUUUUAACUUUUUUUACCUUACUGAUUUCUUUCACAUUUAAUAUAUUUAUAUUCUGCUAUAUAGGUGAAAUUCUGACUGAACAGUGUAGUCAAAUUGGUACAGUUUCCUAUGAAAUCGAUUGGUAUAAAUUAUCGCCUAAGGAAGCUUAUGAUCUUAUUUUACUAAUCUCUAUAUCACAGCAUCCACCAAAAUUAACAGCGGGAAAAAUAAUCGAAUUGUCUUUGAAUACAUUUAGUACUGUAGCAAAAACAUCGGUAGUUUAUUUGAAUUUGCUUCGAACAGUUACAAACUGGUAAUAAAACUUAUAGUUUUUACUUUUUACUAAUAUCAUCAAAAACAUUAUUUUAUUAUUAAACAAAUAUU